Molecule: messenger RNA, 656 nt
Organism: Radiomyces spectabilis
Lineage: Eukaryota; Fungi; Mucoromycota; Mucoromycetes; Mucorales; Radiomycetaceae
Exons: 1
Source: RefSeq, a predicted model, not a curated record
GUGCACCGGAUCUGUCUAAAUUAAUGCAACUUUCUAUUUUCUCAACAAUUAUCUGCAGCAUAACUGACACAAACGUAACAUAUCCAAAGCUUUAUCUUCAUGCAUGCUAUCCUACGCUUUUGGGUCGAUGUGAAAGGUGGUGUUGUGCUUCUUUUUUUGCUACUUAAUUUUAAUUCUAUUUGCUUCCGUUGUGGAUCGCAUUUACAUAAACUCUUUAGUAAGUUCAAGCCAGAUCGGCUUAUUUGUCUCCCUCCCGAUACAACUCCUGAUGCAAUGGACUAUCUCCUCACCAAAUUGUCAAGGAAAGCCCUUCAUUGUGACAACCAUUUUGCCCGACUUCUGGCUAACUGGCUCCCUCUAUCUCUCUUUUUUCUUGAGCUUGGCACGUUAAUCCUGCUGAGUAUGAUUUGACUCACUCUGUUUCCUUUGCUUCCCGCACCGAAUUUCUGCCUUGGCUCAUAUCGUCAAAUGAACUUGGCUGACCGAAUACCUUACUUCUCUCUUCUACUUCUGUCUCAAUUUUUUUUUGUGCUUGUUUGCCACCCCAUGCUUUCUACACGCUAUUUGCAUUUGUUUUUUAACCUGUCCUUUUUCUCAAUUGAGCCUCCCCAUAGAUCCCAGGGCGAGCAAUAGCCCAAAACGGACGUGUGUUCACU